UUGACCAAUUUUCCACGUUCUCCGUCUUUGUCACUUCAUUAUCCCCCUAGCCCGUACGAUAAAUAAAUCUUCUUCGUCCGUUUCAGCUCGACUCAACUUCUCACCGGUUAUGUGCGUACGUUACGAAUCUGUGCACCCGCUUGCCCCUUCCCUCCCCCUCCUCCUCCUCUUCUUAUUCUUUAGCUCAAUGUUGCUUCUGAUUGUUGUCAGUAGACGCCUCAGCGUUCUUUGAUCUCAACUGAAUCGAGGCUUCCAUUUGGAUUUUUUGAUAGGUUAGGUUCGCACUGUUUGCAUUGUAAUGGGUGGAGAGAGUGUGACUGAAUCGUGGUUUGGUAGUUUGAGGUGGAUUUCAAGGAAGGGUGGAUCAGACAAUGACAAGGGGGUGAUCGAAAUUUUAGCGUUUGAAGUUGCUAGCUUGAUGCUAAAGGUGGUUAAUUUGUGGCAAAGUUUGGGUGAUAAGGAGCUUCAUAGGUUGAGGGAAGAGGUUGCGAGCUCAAUUGGGCUUAAGAAGCUCGUUUCUGAUGAUGAUGAUUACUUGAUGGAACUUGCCUUGAAUGAGACAGUUGAGAAUUUCGUAUUCGUGGCAAGGUCUGUGGCCAGGCUUGGGAAGAGGUGCAGAGAUCCCAUGUAUCACCGUUUCGAGCAAUUUGUUAAUGACCCUAUUCAGAAUGGAUUUCAAUGGGUUGGUUUGGAAUACAAAUGGAAGAAGAUGGAGAGAAAAGUGAAGAAGAUGGAGAAAUUCAUUGCCUCUAUGACACAAUUGUCACAAGAACUGGAAGUACUGGUGGAGCUUGAACAAACUCUUAGGAGAAUGCAGAAUGCUGAGUUAAAUCGGGUAAAGGCGCUUGAUUUUCAGCAGAAGGUGAUCCGUCAGCGUCACGAAGUGAGAAAUCUGAGAGAGAUGUCUCCAUGGAAUAGAACUUAUGAUUACAUUGUCCGGCUUCUGAUGCGUUCACUUUUUACGAUACUAGAGAGGAUAAAACAUGCACUUGGAACAUAUCAAGUGCCUUCUGUAGAGGCAAAUGUCAAUUCUCAGCUUGUGAAUAUUGAGUGUUUUCCUCGCAGCCAUUCCUUCUCUGCUAUUAUGUACUCUUCCAUUUAUCCAUCUGAGAAUAAUCUCGGUGGGUUCUAUUCAGGUCGUAUUGAAAGGUCAAUUUCAAAGCCAGGAAAUAUUGACAAGAGCAGUAGAAAGGAAAAGCAGCAACAGGAUUGUCCUCGGCCAUCAACAAUAUAUGGAAACCACCCGAAUUUGGAAACCAAUCCGUUUGCUCAUGCCGGACCUUUCAAAGCGUGCAUGCCUGGUGGAAGUGAAUCUCCCAUUGUACCAAGCUCCAAGCCAACUGGUGGUGGUUCUAUGAGGUUGAGUAGUGUUCAGCUGAAAAAUAUUGAUGAAGACAGUAAAACCAACAUGAAAUCUUUUUCUCGCAGCAACAGGGUCUAUUCUAAAUUGUCCUUCUUCAACUCUAAGUGUAGGUCAUGGACUGCACCUCCAUCUACUCUUGGCAGUGCCGCUUUAGCUCUUCAUUAUGCAAACGUGAUUAUAUUGAUUGAGAGACUAGCUUCAGCACCUCACUUAAUGGACCUUGACACAAGAGAUGACCUGUACAACAGGUUACCCUCAACCAUAAGAAGUGCUCUGAGGGCUAGGCUAAAAUCGUAUGUCAAAACCACGACCUCAUCUGAGCACAAUGCUGCCCUUGCAGCAGAGUGGAGUCUCGCGCUUGGGCAUAUAUUUGAUUGGCUGGUUCCACUUGCUCAUAACAUGACAAGGUGGCAUUCUGAGCGGAAUUUUGAGAAGCAUUAUGGCUUUUCUAGAACAAAUGUGUUACUGGUCCAAACGCUUCACUUUGCAAAUCAAGCUAAAACUGAAGCUGCAAUUACCGAGCUUCUUGUAGGUCUGAACUAUAUAUGUAGGAUUGGCAUAGAACAUCAGAGGAAACAUAUGCAGGAGCCUGCUGGCAGGAGACCUUGUUAUGAUUAUACGUUCAUAAGGGAUGACAUUGCUUACGAUGUUUAAUAACUACAGAGAUUUCUUGUAGGUGUCAUAAAAUGUACAUGAUCAAUCUAGAGACAUGUCCCGUUCAUAUGGAAUGGGGUAAUAGACAAGACUUUCAGGAGAUUACUUUUUAUUUUUUCAUAAAAAGACAGUGCAUUUCUUCCAUGUUGAGGUCUCAUUCUCAGCUUCCAUUUUAAUUUUUUUGUUUUCUGUUUGUUGGAGCUGGCUUUGCUAAUUGAGUCGUUCUAUAGAUUCAUUUACUUAAUGAUAUGGUGGAUGAAUUUCACUUCCAUGUAAAGUAUAGUUUGUAUUGUAACAAGAAGCUCACGUGGUCUCAUGGAAUGCAUGGUAAAUCACUCUUUUAAUGCUUGGAAUGUCUACGUAACAUCUGUUGAACAGUAGGAGAGCUUUCUACUGCAUGGUAACUCAAAAGUACUGUUUAAUUUAUUUCUCUGCCUGGUAUCCAUCACAUUCCUCUCUUUUUCUUACUUCCUUCGCAUAUUGAGUGUUGCCUCUCUUCACUUUAAUUUUGAUGUGGCUACACAGCAACGGAUAUUUAACUUUUAACAUUUUGAAUGUCUUUGAUCUACACUUUAAUUUUGAAUGGUAGGAGAGCUUUCUACUGCAUGGUUACUCAAAAGUACUGUCGUGCUUAUUUCUUUUCGUGGUCUCACAUCACCACCCUCUCUUUUUACCGUACAUCAUUUAGUUUGUUGCCUUGCUUCACUUUAAUUUUGAUGUGGCUGCGCAGCUUUCAUUGCAUGACAUGCUGUUCGUGGACACAACUUCAGCUUUUGAAGCCAAAGGUCAACUCAAAGUGCUGCCUUAAAGCUCCCAGGUCUGAUCCUGACCCUUUCCAAAUGGUGAUGUCUACAUGAACUAGGGUGUUUCUGGGUAUUUAAUUUCCAAUGAAGUUGGAGUCGUGUGAUGCUUUCUGUGGAAGCAGCAUUAAUGGAAGAGCAGGAUGCAACUGUGUGGAUUCUUUGCCAAAUGGCUUUUUUCCUCCUACAGUAACAGAUGGAGGGUGAGGCGGUGGGGUCAAAGAUGUGUUGGACGUGUGUCUUACGAAUCAAAAAUAGAAAAAGGAUUUAAAAAAACUAACUUUUUUCACCACUACCUGCUAAUAUGGCAGCUCAUCAUGUAUGUCACUGUGUCUAUAAUCACUGUUUGGUUUAACAAUUUCAUUAAGCUCUUCGGUAGCAUUUCUC
Molecule: messenger RNA, 3204 nt
Organism: Juglans microcarpa x Juglans regia
Lineage: Eukaryota; Viridiplantae; Streptophyta; Magnoliopsida; Fagales; Juglandaceae
Product: protein PSK SIMULATOR 1-like
Exons: 2
Coding region: 299-2017 (572 amino acids)
Biological process (GO): positive regulation of growth
Source: RefSeq, a predicted model, not a curated record